Molecule: messenger RNA, 1612 nt
Organism: Corylus avellana
Lineage: Eukaryota; Viridiplantae; Streptophyta; Magnoliopsida; Fagales; Betulaceae
Product: transcription factor MYB1
Source: RefSeq, a predicted model, not a curated record
CCCACCUCGGGUAAUUUCUUGCAUGAUUUUCUAGAAGCAAGUAGUUUUUCUCUUGUGUGUAUAUAUAUAUUAAUUGGUCAGGACCAUAAAUAGGGAAUUAUCACAACAAAUGGAAGAAAAUUACAUCUCCAGACUCCAAUCUAUUACUGUUUUGCAUGAACAAAUGAACCCGGCCAGAUGAUCAAGUAAAACUAGCCCUCCUGCAUGUAAAUUUUUUUUUUUUUUCCUAACAUUUUUAAGGAAUUAAUCUAGCAAUUAAUUAUUCAACAAAAAAAAUUAGGUUGCUUAAAUGGGAUAGGACCACACGGCACGAGACAGAUGGAAAUAUUACACACGUUGAUUCAAAAGAGAGAGCCCCACCCCAUGCGCAGACUUGUAAUUUAAGAUUUAUGAAUAUAUAAUUAAGAAGCUAUAAGAAUCGGGAUCUCCUAGACCAGAGGAGAAAAUAUUGAAUCAAAGAAACACAAUCCUAUCAAGACUGAGAGACAGAGAGGAGACAGGGUCGAGAGAAAGACAGACAAAUGGGAAGAAGCCCUUGUUGUUCUAAGGAGGGCUUGAACAGAGGAGCAUGGACUGCUCAAGAAGACAAGAUUCUCUCAGAAUACAUUACAGUCCAUGGGGAAGGAAAAUGGAGAAAUUUACCCAAAAGAGCAGGUCUGAAAAGAUGUGGUAAGAGCUGCAGGCUUCGCUGGCUCAAUUAUCUGAGACCAGACAUUAAGAGAGGUAACAUCUCACCCGACGAGGAAGAACUCAUCAUUAGGCUUCACAAGCUCUUGGGGAACAGAUGGUCUCUAAUAGCCGGGAGGCUUCCAGGGCGAACAGACAAUGAAAUAAAGAACUAUUGGAAUACAAAUCUAGGAAGAAGAGUUGAAGAGCGACGAAGCACUACAGCUCAAACUUCUUCUAAGCAUUCAAGCCACUCCAAUGAAAAGAACUCGAAGCCACGUGCACAGGCCACCAGAGUGUCAUCGUCGCCGGCAAACAUGGCGCCGUAUGCGAUCCGGACCAAGGCAUUCAGGUGCUCCAAGGUGCUUAUCACCCCACACUCACAGCCAAACACCUGCGAGUAUUCUGAAGCCAAAGUAGGGCCAGCAGGGCACCCAUUAAUGGACGUUCAUAAUUAUCCCACAAAUUAUAAGCCCUCUACAGGCGAUGAGCUUUUGUCGCUUCCUUGUGGAGAAGACAAUAAUAUUCCCUCGUCGGAUUUCAUGAUGAAUUUCAACGUGGGAGACAUCUGCUUGUCGGAUCUUCUCAACUCAGACUUUUCAGAUAUGUGUGACUUCAAUUACGGGGACGAUCAUAUUAGUAAUGAGAAAAUGCUGCAAGAUUGGAGUAGUGUCAGCAAUGGCGUUCAAACCAAUUUCCAGUCUUUCCCUUCACUUCUUGAUUCUGGAGAGCAAUGGCUGGGAGAAUGAUCGAUUGAGUCAAAUAUCUGUUCAUAUCAAUAAAAAUAGUAGCAGUUUAGUUCUAGCUUAAUUUUGAUCACCUCAUUACACUGUAACAUUUUAUGGCUUCCAUUUUUCAGUGACUCUGUAAGUGAGUGUACCAAUAAUUACUACUGUAUUCUAAUUCUCAUCUGCUGAUGUUCUAUAUAUAUAUAUAUAUAUAUAUA